Molecule: messenger RNA, 1371 nt
Organism: Talaromyces atroroseus
Lineage: Eukaryota; Fungi; Ascomycota; Eurotiomycetes; Eurotiales; Trichocomaceae
Exons: 6
Coding region: 1-1371 (456 amino acids)
Biological process (GO): transmembrane transport; carbohydrate transport
Cellular component (GO): membrane
Molecular function (GO): carbohydrate:proton symporter activity
Source: RefSeq, a predicted model, not a curated record
AUGACUGUCCCCCAAUUCGCCGGCAUGUCCGGCAAGAGGCUGUCCUGGUCCAUCUCAACCGUUGCGACUAUGGGCUUCCUUCUCUUCGGUUAUGACCAGGGUGUCAUGAGCGGUAUCAUUAACGCAGCCCCAUUCAACGAUGUCUUCACAGCUACGAGAGACAAUUCCACAAUGCAGGGCACUGUCACCGCUAUCUAUGAAAUUGUUGGUGCCAUGUUCAUCCUUGCGUGUGGCGACUGGCUAGGCCGUCGCAGGUCUGUCAUGUUGGGUGCAGCCAUUAUGAUCCUCGGCGUUAUCAUCCAGGUCACCUCGUUCCCCGGUCAUAUCCCACUAGCUCAGUUCAUUGUUGGACGUGUUGUCACUGGCGUUGGGAAUGGUAUCAACACUUCCACUAUUCCAACCUACCAGGCAGAAUGCUCUCGGACUACAAACUGCGGUCUACUGAUCUGUAUCGAGGGCGGUAUUAUUGCCUUUGGAACUUUGAUUGCAUACUGGAUUGAUUUCGGCGCCUCUUACGGGCCCGGGGAUCUGACAUGGCGCUUCCCUAUUGCAUUUCAGAUUGCUUUUGGCAUUGGUAUCAUUGUUGGGAUGUGGUAUAUGCCUGAAUCUCCCAGGUGGCUCUUAACACGAGAGAGAUACCAGGAGGGAGAGGAAGUGAUUGCAGCUCUGUGGAAUGAAGAGGUCAAUUCACACGAUGUUCAGUUGCAGAAAACAUUGAAUCCGAGCAUUGGUGAUUGUAACGCUGUGAUUUAUUACUUCCCUAUUCUCUUUGAGAAGUCCAUUGGACAAACCCACACAAUGUCCAUGCUUUUGGGUGGUGUGAACAUGAUUGUCUACGCUAUCUUUGCUACCUUGUCUUGGUUCCUGAUUGAGCGCGUCGGAAGACGUAAGCUUUUCCUCUGGGGAACAGUAGGACAAUCUGAGCCUGCCAAGGGUGCUGCAGUCGGUUUGUUCACGUACAUUGCCAGCUUUGGCGCCACCUGGCUUCCCCUGCCCUGGCUCUACCCAGCUGAGAUUUCCCCAAUCAAGACCCGUGCAAAAGCAAAUGCUCUUUCCACAUGCACCAACUGGCUAUUCAAUUUCUUGAUCGUCAUGGUUACCCCGGUUAUGAUUAGCAAUAUCAGCUGGGAUAUUAUCUUUGCCAAGGGAUAUACGGAAAAUAUUGGUUAUGUGCGCGCUGCCGCGGAGCUACCCUAUCUUUCUGAUGAGGAUGUGGAGCGUAUUGCUAUCCAGUACGGUUUUGGUGCUCCCGAUGCUCCCGAUGCUCCCGAUACUCAGGAGAAGUCUGGUGCGGAAAGUGAUGACUCUAUUCCUCCUACUGCUACGGCUAUUGUCGAGCAGGCUGGAAAGCACAUUGCAACGGUUGCUUAA